AUGUCUACUAAUGCCGAGAAAGAGCAGAUAUCACAGAAGUUGCAGCAGCAAUACAACAUCUAUCAGGAAAACAUAGCCGAGCUCGAAAACCAACUAUCUUCUGUUUCCAUGCAAAUCAACGAGCAUGUUAUAGUAGAGAACACCUUGAAUGGAAUUCCAGCUGAGGAAAAGAAAAACCGUAAAUGUUUCAAGAUGAUCGGAGGGGUUUUGGUCAAUAAGACUGUGGACGAAGUUCUCAACAUAUUGAAGGAAGAAGUGGCUACUUUGACAGAACAAAGGGCAAAGGCAGAAGCAGAAUUGACCAAGAACAGAAAGGAAUUAGAAAAGUGGAAGACCAGCAACCACAUCAAGAUCAUCCGAGGAAACCAGCCCGUGUAG
Molecule: messenger RNA, 378 nt
Organism: Scheffersomyces stipitis CBS 6054
Lineage: Eukaryota; Fungi; Ascomycota; Pichiomycetes; Serinales; Debaryomycetaceae
Gene: GIM4
Product: tubulin-binding prefolding complex subunit
Exons: 1
Coding region: 1-378 (125 amino acids)
Biological process (GO): protein folding
Cellular component (GO): cytoplasm; prefoldin complex
Molecular function (GO): protein folding chaperone
Source: RefSeq, a predicted model, not a curated record